Molecule: messenger RNA, 477 nt
Organism: Penicillium argentinense
Lineage: Eukaryota; Fungi; Ascomycota; Eurotiomycetes; Eurotiales; Aspergillaceae
Exons: 1
Coding region: 1-477 (158 amino acids)
Source: RefSeq, a predicted model, not a curated record
AUGCACGAGGUUCCCGGCCGCAAUGGCCAAGUCACGAUUGAAAAAUGCAGAUCUCAACUCCUCUAUGGGAUUCAGGGUAAAAGGUACUACAACUCCGAUGUCGUUGCCAUCAUCGAUCAGAUCCAAUUCGAGUUGACAGCACCCAACGCUGUCUAUGUUCACAAUAUCAAAUGGGAUAAACCACCCGCGGCUACUAAAGUGGGCAUUACGGCCAAAGGUGGCUUUCAAGCAGAAGUCCACUACUUUGCAGUGGGCUUGGAUAUCGAAGAAAAAGCCGCUUUGCCUGAGCGUCAGCUUCAAUACUAUCUUGAUGAUUGCCCGCUUCUCCCAGUUCAAUCAAAGUCACCGUCUCAGGCUGUGCCAAAUCCAAACCGGCACCUCAAGACGAAGCUACUGUCGACAUUCGAAUCUUUUCCCAGGCGAAAAACGAAGACGAUUUAUCACCAAACAAGUUCCUACGCCCCUGCUGGAACCUAA